This is a messenger RNA of Ceratitis capitata (Mediterranean fruit fly), 442 nucleotides long. It is a transcript of the gene RpL38, whose product is annotated as 60S ribosomal protein L38. Gene Ontology annotation, cellular component: cytosolic large ribosomal subunit; ribosome. Gene Ontology annotation, biological process: protein-RNA complex assembly; translation. NCBI's taxonomy places the organism in Eukaryota, Metazoa, Arthropoda, Insecta, Diptera, Tephritidae. The transcript has 2 exons. Gene Ontology annotation, molecular function: structural constituent of ribosome. The record is from RefSeq and is a predicted model, not a curated record. Bases 117 to 329 code for a protein of 70 amino acids.
CCAUUUUGUAAAUGGUCGUCUUGCUCUUUCUUUCGAAACGUGGAAACGUCAACGCUGGUUCGUUUUCUCGAGUUGCACAAUUUGUUUUUAUUUAAUUUUGCAAAAAUAAGUGUAAAAUGCCGCGUGAAAUCAAAGAGGUGAAAGAUUUUCUGAACAAGGCACGUCGUGCAGAUGCUCGUGCUGUCAAAAUUAAGAAGAAUCCCUCUAAUACCAAGUUCAAGAUUCGUUGCUCUCGGUUCUUGUACACAUUAGUGGUGCAGGACAAAGAGAAAGCUGAGAAGAUUAAGCAAUCUUUGCCACCAGGCUUGCAAGUCAAGGAAGUCAAGUGAAUGUGAGCGUUCUGUAGUAAAUGAAUUCGGGAGGCAUGUCUAUGGACUUGUUGGGAAAUUGUAUUUGUUUUUAAUAAAUAGAAUACAAAUUUUAAGUAUGAUUUAAAAUAAAA